AUGGAAAUUGAAAAAAAGCAGGUGGAUUGUAUCGAAUCGAUAAAUGAAAAAUUUCGUUGUGAUUGUAGUGUCGAUGAAAUUGGUGAAAAUAAAGCAGGCAUAAUCUUAAUUUGCAUUCGUCAACUUUUUCAAGAUUAUAUAAAAGCAAUUGAUAAUGAAAAAAUAAUUUUAAUUCUUUCAAAAUAUCAACAAAUAAAAGAUGAAAGCAAAGAAUAUUUAUUAUUAUUGUCUAAAAACAAUAUAAUUAAAUUGUAUCAUGGACAAAGAAUAUGUAAACAAGAAUUAGAAAAGUUACAAAAUUCAAUUGGAAAUUCUAUAUCACCAAAUGGUUUUCUUUCAACAUCAGAAGAUCGUCAAAUUGCAUUAAUGUUUGCAGGUGAUAAUUCAUUAGAUAGUGUCUUAUUUGAAAUGAAAAUCGAUCCAUUAAUUUUGGAAAAACCAUCUUUUUUUUUUUAA
This is a messenger RNA of Rotaria sp. Silwood1, 456 nucleotides long. The record is from the annotation of a GenBank genome assembly. NCBI's taxonomy places the organism in Eukaryota, Metazoa, Rotifera, Eurotatoria, Philodinida, Philodinidae.